This is a messenger RNA of Mus pahari (shrew mouse), 385 nucleotides long. RefSeq names its product T-cell surface glycoprotein YE1/48-like. The transcript is spliced from 3 exons. Bases 23 to 385 code for a protein of 120 amino acids. The record is from RefSeq and is a predicted model, not a curated record. Lineage: Eukaryota; Metazoa; Chordata; Mammalia; Rodentia; Muridae.
AGCAUACUCUAAUAUUCCCAAGAUGAGUGAGCAGGAGGUCACUUUAUCAACUGUGAGAUCUCAUAAGUCUUCAGUGUUGCAGAACCAGGUGAGGCUUGAGGAAACUCAGAGGGCUAGAAAAGGUGGCCUCAGAGGCAGAGGUGUUGAAAUAUACUGGUUCUGCUAUGGCAUAAAAUGUUAUUAUUUCAUCAUCGACAGAAAAACAUGGAGUGGAUGUAAACAAACCUGCCAGAAUUCUAGCUUAUCCCUUCUGAAGAUAGAUGAUGAGGAUGAACUGAAGUUGCUUCAUCUCCUGGUUCUUUCAGACAGUUACUGGUUCGGAUUGUCAUACGAUAAUAAGAAAAAAGAUUGGGCAUGGAUUGACAAUGGCCCAUCUAAACUGUGA